Molecule: messenger RNA, 327 nt
Organism: Lycium ferocissimum
Lineage: Eukaryota; Viridiplantae; Streptophyta; Magnoliopsida; Solanales; Solanaceae
Exons: 2
Coding region: 1-327 (108 amino acids)
Source: RefSeq, a predicted model, not a curated record
AUGGGUUCCCUUCAAUCAGAUCAUAGAUUGGUGUCAGGAAGUCAGAAUGCAUUUGUAAGAGAAAGGAAAAUCUCAGAUGCUUGUCCUAUUUCUAAUGAAGCACUAGACUGGAGGCGUAAGAGUGGAGAACCAGGGUUUUUAUUGAAGCUAGACAUUGAAAAGGCUUUUGACGAAGGGAACUGUGGGCUUUUUUUCUCCUCAAAGGGGCAUUACACAGGGUGGUCUCUCUCACCUUUCUUAUUCACCUUGGAAAUCGAGGGAAUCAGAAAAGUUCUUCAAAAAGCUAGUUCUUUUCUUGUCAUUGGAUUGACUGUCCUUUUAAUAUAG